CAAACGGGAACACGCCCCCGAACAGAGGCACAACAAAAAUGGGGUUGUGAUCAAGUAGCAAGUUAGCUUUCUAGAAACGUUCAUUUAAUGUUUUCUUGUGUUAAGCUGUUUAUCAGGGCGACUGUUCGACUGAUUUUAAGUGGCGUGAUGUAAUAAUCCUAAAGUCGGAGGUAUUUUAUGUUUUAGAGUAGUCGUAAGAAGCUCUCGAACGGGUAAACAACCCGGUGUCUUGGCUACGACAAAGACAACAAGGCUUAGUGACUAGCUAGCUGCAACAGCAUCUGCUGUGUUUCCACUGUCUGUGCGCUUUCUAGCUCGUUAACGACCAAAGAGGGGACUCGGAGCGACAUGGAGAAGGAAGAUUUCCUGAAGGGACUACCUGUGUACAACAAGACUAACUUCAGCAGGUUCCAUGCGGACUCUGUAUGUAAAGCUUCAAACCGUCGACCAUCUGUGUACCUUCCAACCCGGGAAUAUCCAUCAGAGCAGAUCAUAGUCACAGAGAAGACAAACAUCCUACUGCGGUAUCUCCACCAACAGUGGGACAAAAAGAAUGCAGCCAAAAAGCGAGAGCAAGAACAAACAGAUGGGGAGAACACGGCGCCGCCGAGAAAAAUUGCCAGAACAGACUGCCGGGAGCUGAAUGAGGAUUCAUAAAUGUCUGUGCUGUUGAUGCACACCCAGCAGAGACUGAGCUGUACAAAGAGAGUGCUCACACAGAUGCAGGAAAUAUGUUUUCAAACCCAGGCCUGAAAACUGAAGCACACAAGGAGCGACACAUUACAGACCACAACCGGCAUGACAUUAAUAAAACACUGCUCUUGAUGUUUGCUUUUCGCUUCAGAUUUCCUACUUUAAAAAAAGAAAGUCCCAUCACAUUAUGUGAUACUUUCCCCCAGUAUUUGAUCUGAACUCCCAGAAAACCCUCUGCCUCAUAUUUGGUCACUGUAGUUUAAACAACAGGCAUCUACCUCCUUAUCCCUCUCCUUUCUUGUGUUCCCUCACAUCGGCUCACACAGGUUUCUUUGAAAUAUGCAAGAAGUAAAUUUGUUGCCUCUGCUGCUCUGUCAGGGUUUACAGCGGUCGUUGUUCAUAUCAUGUUAGAGAUAUGCAUGUUUUACGUAAAGUCUGUGUAUAUGUUCAAGUGACAUUAAGUGUGUGGCUCCUACUCUUUUAGAAAGUUUUAUUUUUGAAACAUUUAAAGACGGUGACCCUUAAAUGUAUUUUAGUUCAUCUUUCGUGUUCUUACUGUUCUAACAGGAACUGAAAAGACAACUUCUUGUUUUUAAAAUAGAAGUAUCAAAUCAGGGUUUGUAAUGGACUGGAAGGAAAGAAAUGUUUUGAUUUAUUGCCUUAAAUGGAAACAAGCGAGGUUUCACCGUGUCUCAGAUUCACCUCUGUGUUUACAGGUGAGAAAGGGAACCACUGUCGAGCUGAACAGUUUCUAGCAUGUCUCUUCAUCUGGACUUGUUCAAGCCAACACAGUCGCGUACCUGAGGAUGCACAUUUUGUUUUGUACAGUUUCAUUUUGUAGCCAUAUCUUCAGUUUGAUGCUUAGUAGAUUCAAAUCAUAAUGUAAUGUGCUUAUAACUUUAUAGAAACAGUCGUGGUAUUAUGGAAGAGGUGAUGACUACAGGUAAUUCACUGGACUGAUGUAUAAAUGUGCCAUUACUCAUUCUUAAAUCAUUAUCAUUUAUCAACUAUCAUUUGAGUCGCAUUCAGCGAUAAUUUUUGGCUUUGACGGCGGGGCUUAAUAAACACUUUGUGUGUGCUGGUCAUAGAAGUUGUGAAGCUCAUUGAAAGACUCCCCAAAUCUUUUGUUGUACAGCAUGCAUGUUGUAAUUGUUUUGACCCUUUAAUCAGGUAACAAGAGAACAAAUCAGAAUUUUCUUUCCCUAUUGCCAGUCACAUGUUUUAUUCAUUUUGCUCAGGAAUGGAUUCUUUUACACUUAAGGAAGUCAAAACAAGUGAUGAUGAAAAACACUUCUCACACUCUCAUAAACAUCACUUGUCAAAUGUCUGUGUGAGACUAUUGAUGUAUAUUCUUACUUUCAUCACAAAUCGUUGCUCAAAGGUUAGACUUCAAACCACAAACAUGCAGUGUUUCAUGUUCUAAGAUCUUCAUAGAAUAGUGUGUGAAUGUGUCAUAUGGUUUGUACUCCAUCACCUGUUCAAUGCUUUGCUUUGAGUUGAUUGUAUGUAACUAUAUUGUUGAUUUCAGAAGUUGUUCUUGUAUAGAUUGCACUGUGACAUACAGUAAAGGCUGUAACUCAGUAUAUAA
This is a messenger RNA of Labrus mixtus (cuckoo wrasse), 2281 nucleotides long. Its product is annotated as DET1- and DDB1-associated protein 1-like. Lineage: Eukaryota; Metazoa; Chordata; Actinopteri; Labriformes; Labridae. The transcript is spliced from 5 exons. Bases 349 to 657 code for a protein of 102 amino acids. The record is from RefSeq and is a predicted model, not a curated record. Gene Ontology annotation, cellular component: Cul4-RING E3 ubiquitin ligase complex. Gene Ontology annotation, biological process: positive regulation of proteasomal ubiquitin-dependent protein catabolic process.